UCGCAGAGAUGAGUCAGAAACAAAAGAAGAGGAUGUCCUCACACAGAUGAAACAGCUGUUGACGUCUGAUGGGGCGAGUGGAAUUACCUAAGUCAUUUGCGAUCCCGAGCCGGAGUUCCAACGCAGGUGCUAAGAGGAGAGUAACGAAUAAGGUGAGGGAAAAAAGCUCCCACUUGCGAGAAGCCUCGAGGAGCAGCGCCCCUCUGUCUUGUCUCCGGGAGACAGGUUCUCUGUCAUUCUCAAGAAAGGAAGUUGAAGUACGGUUGCCUUUGCUUAUAACUUUUCGGAGAUGCGGGUCUUCAUUGCAUUGAGUUUGGUGGUUCUGGUUAUGGGUCACCCGGCUCAUGAACGCAAUUUUCCAAGCAACGUUUACCAUAAACGCAGCAUUCAGGCCGAUGGAAAACAGCUCAACAUUUUGAAAAAUAUGAAUGGCAACGAGGAAAUCAUACUUGCUGGUCAGGCCAAGAAAUCUGCUCACGAGAUCGAGAAGCGUGACUCGGAGGAUGCCGCACAUUCCAUCGAGAAGCGACAGGCAGAGAAUACGAACGGCACCGCUGAAAACGGCGCCAAAGAGCAAGUGGCUGUCAGCAACGAAGGCGCCGUUGCAAGACAAGGGGUCAACGGCCAGUAUGUCUAUGCUUCUGACUACGGAGGACCCAUUGUACAGAUUGAACAGCAUGUGUACAAGUCCUCCUGCUGCAGUGGAGGUGGCUCCGCCUGUCCUUGUUCAGAAAACGGAACAGCGUCCUCAUCGGGACCUUAAAGUGAACAUCAGAGGCCAUUGUGCGCGUAGGCUGCUUCCAUGAUGAUUCUUCACUAUAUUUUACCUUCUUACAUUGUAUUCAUUCAUUUUCCACUUAUCAGCGUGGUCUAGGAACUCCCCCUUUCUCUUUCCCUCUCUUAGCACUCUUCAUUAAUUACUGAUAGAUCCGCAUACUGUCAUCUUAUGAAUAUAUGCUUUUUAACCCUACAGUGAUCACAGCCCCAAUAAUGUAAUUUAGAGGAUAUUGUUUUCUAGUAUAUUGGCGUAAAUAAUUACAUGGCAAUAUUGGUAUAUAGUAUAUCGAGUUAAAUAAUGACAUUGAAAGUAUUGGUUUCCAGUUUAUCGACGUGAAUAACUAAAUGUCAACCUCUAUAUAUAUUCCUUUACGUCCUUUUUUUUUAUAUUGAUAUACCAGCUUUUGAAGCAAAAGAAAAAAAAGUUCUGUGUGACAUUUACUUUCAUUUAUAAGUUCUUUGGAAGGAUGUCCUUCAAAUAUCACUGACAAUAUUUGGCAACUCACAGAGGGGUCUCGGAAAUCUUGCCAGAUGAACGUCAAUUACACCAGUUUCGUUUAUAUUUCAGAAAAAUCACAUGAAAGAAGAAAGUAAAGGCGAAUAAAGAUUUUGAUGCUAUGACUGAAUGGAAAAAACUCAAAAUUAGUCAACAUUCUUUGCCUUUAGUCACCAAGGUACUGCUUUACGACCAAUAGUGGGUCAGACAAAAUAAAUUCUGAUGUUUUAGAAUUCCAGAACACAUCCGUCGGCGUCAGAGAAUUAGCUUUGUAAUGCCAGUGCUAUGAAUCAGUCAGUCGUUCCUUGGCAGCUUCAGAUCAGUGUAUUAGAACUCUGCUAACAACCUUUAUAGUUUGUAUAAUCUUAUCAGCCUAAAUUGGAUAUAUCAGCCUUGGGAUGCUUUCUGAAUCACUUUCGAAUAAACAUUAUGUAUGAAAUUAAAAAUUUAUUUACUAAU
Messenger RNA from Macrobrachium nipponense, 1732 nucleotides. RefSeq lists its product as uncharacterized. The record is from RefSeq and is a predicted model, not a curated record. NCBI's taxonomy places the organism in Eukaryota, Metazoa, Arthropoda, Malacostraca, Decapoda, Palaemonidae. The transcript has 10 exons. The coding region runs from base 290 to 763 and encodes 157 amino acids.